Melitaea cinxia (Glanville fritillary) is the source of this 3010-nucleotide messenger RNA. RefSeq lists its product as uncharacterized. The record is from RefSeq and is a predicted model, not a curated record. The transcript is spliced from 8 exons. Bases 1 to 2916 code for a protein of 971 amino acids. NCBI's taxonomy places the organism in Eukaryota, Metazoa, Arthropoda, Insecta, Lepidoptera, Nymphalidae.
AUGCCUCGGAAGAAACAGCAAUCGAAAGAGGAAACAUUGGCCAAGGCUAAAAUCGCGCGUCCGAAACGAUACGCUAAAAUCCAAGCUGAACCUAUUUUGUAUGCACUUAAAAAUGAAAAAGAACAAUUAGAAAAUAAAAUUCCUAUAUUUCUGAAACAUGAAGGAACACGCAGGUGGCAAUUUGCUGCAGUAAAAGAUCUGAAGGAACAUCUCAAGGGCAAUGAAGCUAUCAUUCACAUAGAUUUCAGUGAGAACUAUGCUUUGAAAUAUGGGUCGGAGGUUCCAGCUUUCCACUUUGGAGGAAGUGCAGCUAUAACGUGCGGAGCUAAGAGACAAGUUUCCAAGCUCUCCGUUCUAGACGUUUUAUAUGCCGACGAUGUUUGCCUUAUGGCCGACUCAAUAGAGUCUCUUCAAGCCUAUGGUGGACUCCUUACACACGUCGUGCUGCAGCAACCUGCUCGUGGUUGUCUUGCUGAUCAAUCCGCUAUCAACUUGGAUGGCUCUGCAUUGGAGGAAGUCCCAUACUUCAAAUACUUAGGCAGCAGACUAAAGCACGACAACACACUAGAAUCAGAAAUACCAGCCCGAAUAGCAGGUGCUGCAGCGGCCUUUGGCAAACUUAAAUCCCGUGUCUGGAAUUCACACGAUCUCAAAUUGCAAACUAAAAUAUUAGUGUACAAAGCGAUUGUCCUGCCUACAUUAUUGUACGCUUCAAAGACCUGGUGCUUCUAUAAAGCAGAUAUAAAGAAGUUAGACAAAUUUCACCUCAAAUGUCUAAGAUCCAUAUUGCGCAUUAAGUGGCAGGACCGAAUUUCAAACACCGAGGUACUACGUCGUACAGCAGACUACCGAAGGCAGUCUUCUAUUCUGAGCUUUCAAACGGAAAACGAAUACAAGGCGGGCAAUACCUUCGCUAUAAAGACGUGUGAAAAACGCAAUCUUGUGGCUUGUCAUAUACCAACUGAGAGUUGGGAGAGUCUGGCACGUCAAAGACCGAAAUGGCGUCGAACCAUUCACAAAAGUGUCGACCGUUUUGAAUCUGCGCGUCUAGAAGAACUUGAUGCGAAACGCCAAAAACAGAGUAAAAUGUUGCUGCACCCCAUACUUUUGUUUUUAAUUUUCGUUAAAGCGGAAUCUGGGCGUAUAGGAAAACUUUCAAAACAGCCAACAAAUGCGUCCCAUCUGACAGAAAACUUAAAUUUAAACGGUAUUGCUUCAAUAUUGUCACCUCGAAUGGACUUCGAUCAGUGGAAACCAUUAACAGGACGUGGAGACCCUCUACGUAAUGAUCCAACGUACGAUUAUGAACCUCCCAUUCUCGAAAAAGUUCAUUAUUGGGCGGAUGAAAUUCACUCUCAACGCGAAAAAUAUCCAGAGAAAAAAUCUGAGGUCUUAGUGCUAGGUGUAUCUUCUCGAAAACCAAGCGCUGCUGCAAGACCUGUACCUCCUGUUAGAAGGUUACCUCCACCACCUAAAUUUCCCUCUAAAUACGAAGAUUUCUCUUACAAAUUUAGCGAUCACUAUCCGAUGACGAUACUGGUUCCACCUCCACCGCCGCCUCACGAUUAUCAACACGCACAUUUUGUAGAAGAUAAAUUACUAUUGCAUACUACACCUCCCAAGCAACAUGACACAACUGUAACCUUCAAAGACACAACAACAUCACCAGAAAUAUUGUCGUCUUUCGCUCUUCAAGAAUCAAAUCUUAUUUAUCAAUCUUCCACAACCAAACAAAACUGGUAUAAUAACUACAAUAAAACUACAAACUUACCAAACAAUACGGUAAGUAGUGACUAUGCAGGAUGGGGUCCGACGACACCUUUUGACGAUAUAAACGAGGCCCACAAUAUUAUAUCUUAUACCGAUAGUUAUAACAACGACAUUACAAAACAAACCCUCUCUUAUUAUAAGCCUGUGUUAUCUGAGGCUCCACCACCACCACAAGCAUCAUCGCACUUUGUUGCAUUGCCUACAUUUUUACCUACGGUUCUACCACCAACACUUUUUACAGUUGGUAACAUACGAAGUACUUUGCAGCCUACCGAAGCGACUUCAGAAAUGUCUACAGACGCUAUAACCAGCUACAUUGAAACGUCUACAGAGAACGUCAAUGAUGUUUUUGCUCAAACCACAGAAGAAUCGUUACCCAAAAUAAAACCAAAUAUAAUUGACAUGUUAGGUUCAAUGAUAUCAAUGCCUAUGGUUACGGAUCCAAAUAGACCAGAAGAUAAUUUGUACGCUCAUGCAUCAGACUCUAUACACAUAUAUAAGUCGCCACCCGCUGAAGAUUCUAUUAAUUUAGAAGUAAUGCAAACUAUGCAACCUCCGCCACCUGUGAAAUCAUCAGAAAGUUCAACAGCACCUCCACGAAAACAGUUUCAAUUCAAUCCUCACAUUCUAAAUAACCUACUUAAUGAAAAACCGAUGACGCAUACACAUGAUCCAUACUUACAUAUGCGUUUCACCACACCAAUUUCGACUACGUUAAAGAUUUCACAAAAUAUUAAACCUACAACCGAAGCUCCGUCUAUACCUUCGUACUUAAUUAUACAAGGGCACUCUAAAGUUAAAACAUACGGAUCCAAACCAAAACCAGAUAAUAGUGGCACUCAAAAUGAAAUAUCAGAUCCGAAUGAGACUAAUGAAGUUAAGCACUUACAUCCGCUUAAAGACAAAGAUACAAAGAAAUCCGACAAAAACAAAAUAAAUAGGGUCAGUAGAGCGCAAAAUUUAAAAUCAUUAAUAGACAUUGGUUUGGGUUCAAUAGAAAUACAAGAAACUGAUUUAGGUAUUAAAUACGAUGUAAGUGAUGGCAGUGAAGUACCAGUGGAAAUAUAUAAGAAGGGCAUAAUCAUAGAUAGUGAUGAAAAUAAUUACUCAAAUAAAAUCCAAGAAGAAAAGCGAAGUAAAAGGUAAACCACAAGUUUAAAUUAUAUGAUAAAAAAUACAGUAUAUAAAAUCGUAAGUAAAGAAAUAAAAUCUUAAUAAAUAAUGUACAACAGCAACGAAC